Mizuhopecten yessoensis (Yesso scallop) is the source of this 792-nucleotide messenger RNA. RefSeq lists its product as uncharacterized. Bases 1 to 792 code for a protein of 263 amino acids. The transcript has a single exon. The record is from RefSeq and is a predicted model, not a curated record. NCBI's taxonomy places the organism in Eukaryota, Metazoa, Mollusca, Bivalvia, Pectinida, Pectinidae. Gene Ontology annotation, molecular function: hydrolase activity, acting on ester bonds.
AUGGCACAGUGUAUGCUGGGUCCACGCGCCACAUUGCAGGACUUGUGCGACCAUAUCGAUGGCCAUAACCUCAUCCUCCCAGGCUGGCAGAUCACCGCGAUUCAGGAAAAGGCCAUGGUAGAGAUGUGUAAGGUACUGCACAUCACGGUGCCGAACCGUUUUUGUCUGUCCCCAAUCAACUCCCCAGCGGCCCUCGUACACUGGAGGUGUCUGACCGUGAUCGCGGGGGCAUUGUCGCCAGCUACCAUGGACAGUCUGAGGGGGACCUAUGCUCAACCCAUACACCAGACUGUCCAUGCCUCCGAGGCACCCUCAGCUAGUUCAUCCAAGGAAGAGGUUGAGGAGCGAACGACCGGAGUGUGGAACAAUGAAGAACAGGUCGGGGAGGAACCAGAAAUGCAGGGGGACUCGAUGGAGGGGAUGCAGACGGUAGUGUAUGCCUUUGACAGUCAUUUCCACCUGGACAGGACUCGGUAUAGGCUUCGGCUGGAAGCCAAUGCGUCCGUAAAAGACGUGCAGGAGGUCAUGGCCACAGAGUCCGGGGACUACCUCGUCCAGGUCUCGGGAGGGGUGGUGGUCUAUUGCGACCCGCCUACCUACCCCUCUGAGGAAGAAAUCAACGAGUUAGUCCAGGACGGGUUCCGGGUAGUGGUUGGAGUCCACCCCAAAAUUAUAGCGGCGCCACAGGCAAUCGAGCACCUCACAUGGCUCUUGACCUUACCUGGUGUAGCUGGAUUAGGGGAGAUUGGAAUCGACCACACAGUGGACCAGCACGACCAAUGGCAUGACUAG